UUUAUUUCCAAAUAUUUAUGUUCUUUUCCGAGUUCGGAUUUUCCAAGAAUUUUUAUGAGCUUCAUCACCCUUGCUCGACUUUUUUAGUUUGGUCGUCUGGUAGUUAUUUGAAGUUAUGUGCUUUGAAAUAGUUUUGGGUGUUUUGCGGUGAUUUCAGGCAACUGGUUUUGGAUUCUCUCUGUCUCUCUGUCUCUCUGUCUGAUCUCUCUCUCUCUCUCUCCAGCCGGUUUGAUAUUGUUUAUGGUUUGGUGAUUUGAACCCAAUUGCUCUGGGUGUGUUGGUUGGUUGAAACCUCCUCGGAUGAUAUUGCGUUGUUUGAACCGAAUCCUUCUCACUCUCUGGGAUUGAAUAUUUUCUUUCCAAGUCUAUAUAGGAUUGCCAGGGGUGAAUCGGCUUAGCUUGCUCUGAGUACUGUGUUUCAUUCAGGUUUUUGGCAAACAAAUGGCGAACAAUUUCAACUUUAGGAACUUCGGGACAGACCCACCAGGUGAGCCUAACGAACACGGAAGGCCGCCGGAAAACUUUCCGUUAACGCGGCAGCAGUCGAUCUACUCGUUGACCUUUGACGAGUUGCAGAACACCAUGGGGGGCAGCGUAGGCAAGGACUUUGGUUCCAUGAACAUGGACGAGCUACUCAAGAACAUUUGGAGCGCCGAGGAGACCCAAACCAUGGCCAACUUCUCCGCAGCUACCGCACCAGAAGGUACCGGAGGCCCACCUGCUGGCGCUGGGCACUUACAGAGGCAGGGUUCGCUGACGCUGCCCCGGACGCUGAGCCAGAAGACUGUGGAUGAGGUGUGGAGAGAUAUAUCCAAGGAUCAUGUGACUGGAAAUGGAAGCUCAAGUGUGCCCCAGAGGCAGCAGACUUUAGGGGAGAUGACUUUGGAGGAGUUCCUGCUCAGAGCUGGGGUUGUGAGAGAGGACAUCCAACUGGGUGCCAAGCCUAGUACCCCAGGGUUCUUUGGCAAUAGUGGUUUAGGAAUUGGGUUUCAGCAGACUGGUGGGGUUGCGGGAUUGAUUGGAAAUCGGAUUCCAGAGAGUAGUGAUAAUCAAUUUUCUAUUCACUCUUCGAAUUUGCCACUGAAUGUGAAUGGUGUCCGAUCGGAUCAGAUGCAGUUGUCGCGGCCUCAGCAGCAGCAGCAGCCCCAGAUUUUUCCUAAGCCGGUUACGGUGGCCUAUGCAACAAAUCAGAUGCCUCAGCUGGGCAGUCCAGGAAUGAGAGCAGGAAUUGUGGGGAUAAGCGAUCAAAGUUUGAGUAGUGGGUUGGUUCAGGGUGGAGGGAUGGGAACUGUUGGGUUAGGAGCCGGAGCUCUUAGUGCUGCGACAGGGUCGCCGGCGAACCAGCUGUCAUCAGAUGGGAUAGGGAAGAGUAACGGUGAUACGUCGUCAGUGUCGCCGGUUCCUUAUAUGUUUAAUGGUGGUUUAAGGGGGAGGAGGUCUAAUGGGGCUGUGGAGAAGGUAGUUGAAAGGAGGCAGAGGAGAAUGAUUAAGAAUAGGGAGUCAGCUGCGAGGUCUCGAGCUCGAAAGCAGGCCUAUACCAUGGAAUUGGAAGCUGAAGUUGCAAAGUUAAAGGAGGAGAACGAAGAAUUGCGGAAAAAACAGGAAGAAAUUACGGAAAUGCAAAAGAAUCAGUUGGGCCUUUUUAGGAUGAAACCUACGAGAAGGAAAAGAUAAAAGAUGGAAAAGCUUCAAGUUGGCUAUUGAGAGACUUUGUUAUUUUAAAAUAGUUCAUAGGAAGAUUAAAUUGCUGUUCAAAGAAGCCAGGAUUCACUCCUUCCCUCAAGUGGAUAGGGAAGUCUGAUGUGCUAAUUCAAUGUUGUUCAUUAUUUGCUAGAGAAAUGGGGGUUUUCUCACUAUUUUUGCCGGUCAAUGGGUGAAGCAUUUGGUUCCGUUCCUCGUUUCUGGUUUUUAGGCAUUCAUUGGCAUGGAAAAUAAAAGAUAAACCAUGAAGCAGGAAAACACUAGAGGAUGAAUUGUGGAGACUUCCCGUUGGGUUUAGUACCAUAUUCAUUGACCUCAUUGCUGAUAAAAUAUUUUUUCUUCAAAGAGAUAGAAAUGAUGCUGAUAACUCAACUUUACCAACAAAUGGUCGUUUCUCAUUUUUCUUUGUUGCUCGAGAGUCUUUGCAUCAGUCUGAUAUCAUCUGUUUGAGGACAUUUACCUUCCCAUGUCAAAUCACAAUGAUUUUUCCCAAAUAAUUAAGUUUUCAUAACUAAUACCAUUGUCUCUAGUGGUUGGUUCUUUUGGCCUUUUGUCCCAUCCUUGUGGAACUUCCAACUCCAAAUAAAUUUCAACUCUGCAGCCACUAGUCUUGGUUGCUCAUUAUGGAACAAUCUCAAACAACUUACUUUCAUCUAUCAUAUUUGCGUGCGACAUUACAUCAAAACCUUUUCAAAUUAUAAGGAUGCUGGGCCAAGUUUUCAGUUGUUAUUUUAUUGUAUCUUCUUUGGAAGAUUAUUAACUGCAUGAUAGAAUUUUUUUAUUGAAAAUCUACUGGAUUGUAGUGUGUAAAACAUAUUGUCAAGACACAUAGUCACUGAAUCUCCCUCCCUCUCUAUCCACAUCUAUAAUGACAUAGCCACUUCAAGGAUUUUUAAUUGAUUGAUUGCAACAACAACAACAACAAAAAAUGACUUUAUGAAAUUUUUUUGAAGUUUAAUUUUGGAUUUCGGUAAUA
This is a messenger RNA of Juglans regia (Persian walnut), 2677 nucleotides long. Its product is annotated as ABSCISIC ACID-INSENSITIVE 5-like protein 5. Lineage: Eukaryota; Viridiplantae; Streptophyta; Magnoliopsida; Fagales; Juglandaceae. The record is from RefSeq and is a predicted model, not a curated record. Gene Ontology annotation, cellular component: nucleus. Bases 442 to 1674 code for a protein of 410 amino acids. Gene Ontology annotation, molecular function: DNA-binding transcription factor activity. Gene Ontology annotation, biological process: positive regulation of DNA-templated transcription. The transcript is spliced from 4 exons.